AUAAUGCAUGUGGGGACAAGAUAUCUGAACGAGAAUCCACGCAAUCUCCCAAAAUAAUGUUGAUGUCUGGAAAGGAAAUCGGGAUGUAUAAUCCAGAAAAUAUAUUCUGGGCAAUUUUUGCAUUUAUGUGGAUCGUUUACCUGUGGGAAACGUACCUUUCUCAUCGUCAGCGUAAUAUCUACAGAAACACAAAAGAAGUGCCAUCUUCCCUCAGAGAUGUAAUCGAUAACGAGACCUUUGAGAAAGCUAGGCUCUAUGGACUGGACAAGAGUAGCUUUGGAUUCUGGCAUGGGAUCUACGAACAGAUUGAAUCAUCUAUCAUCCUAGUACUCGGUGGUAUACCAUACCUGUGGAUGUUAGCUGGCAAAGUCACCAACCGCUUGGGCUAUGGACAUGAAUAUGAGGUGAGCAUAGAGCAGUAAAUCGGUCGACACACAAUUCAUCUACUUUCCGGUUAAUAGUCUCAUCCCAUAUGAUCUAAUCCUAGUUUGUCUACAACCAGGGGGGUGUUUCACAAAGAUUUAAGUAUGACUUAGAGUCGCACUUUAGUUGCGCGCAGGAUAAAAGGCAUGACAGUAUUGGUAAGAUCAUGCUGAGAAGGACACGCACUACCGCGUAUUGAUCAAUAUUAAAGAUUGCGCGUUGCAUAUCAUGUACAUUUACGUGUCAACAUUUACAAUGUAAGUGCGAACUAAUUCAUAGUUAAAUCUUUGUGAAACACCCCCCAGUUCAUAUAGGCCUACUGAUCAUUUGGUUGAAUUGCCUUCUCGCCCAUUCACCAGUUCAUGUCUAAUUUCUGUUAAUAGACUGUCCACAUGAUCCGACAACUCUUAUA
Lytechinus pictus (painted urchin) is the source of this 835-nucleotide messenger RNA. RefSeq names its product CAAX prenyl protease 1 homolog. Gene Ontology annotation, biological process: CAAX-box protein processing. Gene Ontology annotation, molecular function: metalloendopeptidase activity. Bases 57 to 422 code for a protein of 121 amino acids. Lineage: Eukaryota; Metazoa; Echinodermata; Echinoidea; Temnopleuroida; Toxopneustidae. The transcript is spliced from 3 exons. Gene Ontology annotation, cellular component: endoplasmic reticulum membrane. The record is from RefSeq and is a predicted model, not a curated record.